CUACCAAUGUCCGACCGCACUGUUUUCUCAUCAAAAGUGUGACGUGUGUGUUCCGUCUGGUAUGCAUAUGAUCGUUUAUUCGUAAUUCGAUAUUUUUUUCAUCGAUAUUGUACAGUAUUGUGCGAAACAUGUUAAAACACGGGAGUAUCUUCAUCGUUUUUUUAUGUGUUCUUAAAUUCGGGACCGGUUUAUAUUUCCACAUCGGCGAGACGGAGCGAAAAUGUUUCAUCGAAGAGAUUCCGGAUGAUACUACAGUCUUAGUCAAUUACAAAGUGGAGCUUUAUGAUCCAAGAAGCGGUGGUUUCAUGCCGAGUAGUCCUGGCAUUGGUAUGCACGUUGAAAUAAAAGAUCCUGAUGACAAACCUAUUCUCUCGAGAGUUUAUAGUUCCGAAGGUCGAAUUUCCUUUACCUCGCACACACCAGGAGAACAUGUCAUUUGCUUAUACUCGAACAGUACUGCAUGGUUCAGUGGAACUCAAUUGAGAGUACAUCUGGAUAUUCAAGUAGGAGAACAUGCAAUUGAUUAUGCCAAUGUAGCGCAGAAGGAAAAAUUAUCGGAACUUCAAUUAAGAAUACGUCAACUUUUAGAUCAAGUUGGACAAAUAACCAAAGAACAAAAUUACCAGAGGUAUCGGGAGGAGCGCUUUAGGCAGACUUCGGAAAGCACUCAUCGCCGUGUAUUUUGGUGGUCCUUGACUCAAACUGUAGUUGUUCUAAUUAUGGGUGCAUGGCAAAUGAAGCACCUAAAGAGUUUUUUUGAAGCAAAGAAACUGGUUUAAUUGCUGCAGUAAAAACUUUAAUAACCAAAAUAUCAUUGUUUAUUAUUUGCAACUUCAGACAAUUUCCAUCAACAUUUUUUCAGCAGGUCUCUCGUCGAUGUUACAUUUAUAUGAAAUUGUUAUUUAUCUCUAUGUUUGAUAAUUAUAAUAAUAAUAAUAAUAAUAUAUAUAAUAUAUCAUAAAAUUUU
Cataglyphis hispanica is the source of this 967-nucleotide messenger RNA. It is a transcript of the gene eca, whose product is annotated as transmembrane emp24 domain-containing protein eca. NCBI's taxonomy places the organism in Eukaryota, Metazoa, Arthropoda, Insecta, Hymenoptera, Formicidae. The record is from RefSeq and is a predicted model, not a curated record. Bases 129 to 779 code for a protein of 216 amino acids. Gene Ontology annotation, biological process: Golgi organization; intracellular protein transport; endoplasmic reticulum to Golgi vesicle-mediated transport. The transcript has 5 exons. Gene Ontology annotation, cellular component: COPII-coated ER to Golgi transport vesicle; endoplasmic reticulum-Golgi intermediate compartment; Golgi apparatus.